UUUCAAAACAGGUAAGUACACUGUGCUGAUGGCAGCGUGUACUGCAUGUGCUUCCGAAGAAAACAUCUUGAAGACUGUAGAACUGCUUCUGUCGAGGAAUGCUGACCCUAACCUUACUUGCAGGAAACAAAUGACUCCACUGAUGUAUGCAGCUAGAAAAGGCUAUCCUCAGGUUGUUGCUCUACUUGUCGCUCAUGGAUCACACAUAAAUGCCCAAGAUGAAAGUGGAUAUUCAGCAUUAAUAUGGGCAGCACAGCAUGGGCAUAAAAGUGUAAUUUUUAAGUUGCUUGAGCUGGGAGCUGACAAAAAUCUGCAGACUAAGGAUGAGAAAACAGCAGCAGAGAUAGCAAAAGUCAAUAAACAUCCAGAGAUUUAUAGUUUACUCUCUUUGGCUGCAAAUAACUUGCAGGGGAAAUACCAUGGAACAACUAAGCAAGAGGCUACCUACACAUUUCUGACAGCUGUCUCUGGCCACAGAGCUGGUUUGUGUUCAACGUUAGAUGACAUGGAAGUGUUUUUACAUGGUCUUGGUCUAGAACACAUAGUAGGAAUAUUGAAGGAAAGAGAGAUAUCUUUAAGACAACUUCUGAUCAUGCAAAAAGAUGAGUUAAUACAGAUUGGCAUUACAAAUCCAGGAGAUCAACAGAAACUUCUAAAUGCUGUUAAUGAGCUACAAGUGGAAGAAAUAAGAAUUGGAGACCUCCCUGAAGUGAUGAAGCUGGAAUUAAGUAGAGAUGAAUUCCUCAAGUUUCUUCAGAAGCUGGAUAAAGAGUGCAAUAAGCUGACCGUUCCUGUGCAGACCAUGAAUAAGCAUUUCCUCAAGAAUUCUCACAAGGUUGUACUGCAUUGGGCACCGACUGAAACCUUUAUCGAUGUCUGCAGAGACUUGGUUCGCAGUGUUGAAAAGCUGGGAGAAGAAGUUACCAAGCUGAAGGACCUGGUGGAGAAGCAUGAACAGAAGAAUGACCCCAGCCAACUAAAAUUGCCAGAAAGAGCACCCACCUUGGAAAAAAAAUUAGUAAAAAUGGGAGCGGUAACAUUGCUUGGAUUUGGUUUUUUCUUCUUUAUAACUAAGUUAGUGGUAAAGAAAAUCUGA
Eurypyga helias (sunbittern) is the source of this 1096-nucleotide messenger RNA. It is a transcript of the gene ASZ1, whose product is annotated as ankyrin repeat, SAM and basic leucine zipper domain containing 1. Gene Ontology annotation, molecular function: protein binding. Gene Ontology annotation, biological process: piRNA processing. The record is from RefSeq and is a predicted model, not a curated record. The annotation marks the transcript as partial. Gene Ontology annotation, cellular component: pi-body. Lineage: Eukaryota; Metazoa; Chordata; Aves; Eurypygiformes; Eurypygidae. The transcript is spliced from 10 exons.